This is a messenger RNA of Racocetra persica, 239 nucleotides long. NCBI's taxonomy places the organism in Eukaryota, Fungi, Glomeromycota, Glomeromycetes, Diversisporales, Gigasporaceae. The record is from the annotation of a GenBank genome assembly.
GUCAUAUGAUAUGGAUCCACAACAAAUUGUUUCCCGGUACAAGGGCUCAAGUUACUGCCUGCCAAGGUCCGAACGAUUCUGAUGAAACUUAUGAUUUUGAAUGGUCAACUGCUCACGAUGGCUUCAGUUUGAACAUACCUAACGAAAAACAAACAUUUUGGUUGAUUUUCUUUGUAGAAGGCACUUUACGAGAUCCAAAGAAGCGCGGGCCAUUCACUAACGAUAAAGAUUACUGCUGA